AGCUGAAGUUUAAACCCGCCGACCCUCCCAUUUUCGUCACAACGAAAGAACUUCGCAGUAAAUAAGAUUUUGUUGGCUUUUCUUAGUUUGUUGUGGUGGUUUUAAUGGCUAAAGGAGAUGAUACAGUGAGAAAAAAGAAAAACAAAGCACUAAGAAAGAAGCUAAACAGGAAAACAGACUCUUCAACUGUAUCAGCUCGAAUUGCCUCCAUUAUCGCCUCCAAGAAACGUCGAAAAGCCGGUAAACGCCGCAUCUGUCAGGGGAUGUGUUUUAGCCUUCCUACUCCUGAUGAUCCCUUUAAUGACAGACUUGAUAAAAUGGUUAUCAGUAAAAGAGAAACAAAAAAAAUCGUGCCUUCAGAACUGGAUCAGAAAAUGCCAACCAAUAAGAAGGACGCUGUUCCCAAAAAAGGAUCAGUUCUUGAGCAUGAUAUGAAAGUAGAUAGUUUGGUAGCGAUGAUGGAUUUGAAGGAUGAACAGAAAAAAUUAGUUACAUUGAUUAAUAAUGUAGGCCAGACAAGACAUAUGAAUCCAGGAAGAAUGCAGAUCCAGCUAGGUGGAAAGAAAAUUGGUGUCCAUGGUCAUCAAGAACAAGCCUGUGAAAGUGCACGUUGUCCAUCAAAGUAUCUUAUACUCUGCUUGAAAGCAAUAGAAGAUGCAUUGCAUUAUGAUGGUACCUACAAUUGUGAAGAGGGCAAGUCUCUAUUUGUCAACACAUGGGGUGUUGAAUUCUGGAGAUGUUAUUCAGUUGGAAAGGAUAUACUUGAGACAAGUGGAUCAUCUUCCGAUGUAGAGCAAAUUGCAUGGAUUGCUUCUACUGCUUCUGAUGCUAUUUCAAGGAGAGAGAAAGAAGGUCUUUCAUUCACCAGCCCUUUCCUUCUAUUCCUUGUACCAUCCAAAGAGAAAGCUCUUAAGGUACGUUCACUCUGCAAGCCCUUGAAAGCUGUUGGCAUACAUACAGUGAGUUUACACCCGGGUGCUUCCAUAGACCAUCAGAUCAGUGGUCUGCAGAGUUGUGAACCUGAGUUUCUCGUGUCAACACCUGAGAGACUUUUGGAGCUAGCUUCCUUGAAGGCCAUAGAUAUAUCUGGGGUCUCCAUGCUGGUUAUUGAUGGAAUGGAGUCUCUUUCUAGAGCUGGUUAUCUCAAUACCAUAAAGUCUAUCAGGCAGGCUAUUUCAGCAAACCCCCAUACUUUGGUGUUCAACGAUUCCUUCAGUAAUGCUUCUAUUCCUGCUGUGCAAAAUCUACUGACGGGAUUAGUCUAUAGAUUAUCUCUCAAUAAUUCUGUUGCUAGUCAAAGUGCUUCCAUCAUCCAGUCUAUAUAUGUGUGCUCCUCGAAGGAAGAAAAGAUGAUGAAGGGCAUUCAUGCUUUGGAUGAUGCUACCUGCAAUCAAAUGAUACCACAACCUUUGAAGGUGCUGUACAUAGUUGGAAAAGACAAUAAUGUUCAAAAAUUAGUAUCAGCUGUCAAAUUAAAGGGAUAUUCCAUCUCCAUCAGCUCUUCCUUGAAUAUUAUGGAGUUCGAGAACAGUCUGCACUCUGGCAUUAGAGGGAGACAUACAGUCUCCAUUAUUGCUACUGAGCACAUCAGUUCUACAGAUUUGGGAGAGUAUGGUGUUGUAAUACUUCCAGAUUUUGUUCUCUCAAUUGAUGAUUAUGUUCACAUUCUUGCAAGGAUGGCACGACAAACAGUCAAUGGUGUAUUGCACAGCUUUUUAACUGAAGAUGAUGCGCAGCAUGCCGGUCCAUUGAUUGAAAUCCUUGAACAAUGUCGGCAGGCAGUGCCUGAAGCCCUAAGAAACUUGUGUCAUGUGGUUCAUCCAUGUUAAAGAGUCCUUGAAAAGAAAUAACUGUCUCAUUUUUUCUAGACCCUCAAAUUCUCUUUGCUGGAACUAUUAUUAGGUGAAAUGUUGCAAUCUCAUAUUUCACCUGCAGUUUUGCUAAUACGGCAAUGAGGUUAAGAAUUUGUAAAAUUAGGCUGAGUGGCCAAAAAUUUAAAAAAGAAAAGAAAGAAGCUCAUCUGGUUAUUGAUU
Messenger RNA from Theobroma umbraticum, 2033 nucleotides. Its product is annotated as P-loop containing nucleoside triphosphate hydrolases superfamily protein. The record is from RefSeq and is a predicted model, not a curated record. Lineage: Eukaryota; Viridiplantae; Streptophyta; Magnoliopsida; Malvales; Malvaceae.